This is a messenger RNA of Eptesicus fuscus (big brown bat), 2709 nucleotides long. Its product is annotated as zinc finger protein 420-like. Gene Ontology annotation, biological process: regulation of DNA-templated transcription. Bases 429 to 2663 code for a protein of 744 amino acids. Lineage: Eukaryota; Metazoa; Chordata; Mammalia; Chiroptera; Vespertilionidae. The record is from RefSeq and is a predicted model, not a curated record. The transcript is spliced from 7 exons.
GAAGCGGCUGUGGAGGGGAAGGUGGCGGUUCCCUGAGGAGGUGUCUGUGCUUUAAAGCCGCUGCUCUCCGCCCCCCUCCCCGCAGGGAAGGCUGAGAGCGCUGCGGGCGCUGAAGUCCGUGGUGAGGUCCCCGCCCCGGAGCCCCUCACGGCGGUCCUUCUGACGGUGGGUGUGAGGUGAGCUGAUUGAGACGCUGUGCUGACGUCUUUGAAGGCACAUUCUGUGACUCCUCAACAUACUGUCACCUGAGGAAACAACCCAGACCCCAUCAGGACCAGGACCACAUGGCUGCUUCUCAGGUCCUUCUGACUGAGUGUGAGGUGAGCUGAUGAACAGGCUGCGUGGUCACCUUUGAAGGCACAUUCUGUGACUCCUCAACAUACUGUCACCUGAGGAAACAGCCCAGACCCCAUCAGGACCAGGACCACAUGGCUGCUCCUCAGGGACCGUUGACCUUCAGGGAUGUGGCCAUAGAUUUCUCUCAGGAGGAGUGGGAGUGCCUGGACCCAGCUCAGCGGAAGUUGUACCUGGAUGUGAUGGUGGAGAACUACAGCAACCUGGCCUCCCUGGCUAUGUCAUCUGAAAAUGACCAGGCCUUUAUGCCAAAUCCCGGAAUACCAGAUUUAUUCUCUGAAAUAAUACUGAGUACACAUAAUGGAAAUAGCAACUCUCAAUGGAUUGAACAUUGGAAAAAGUUUAAGCAGAAGUCAUAUUUUAAUUAUUGGAGAAGUGAGCUUGCAGAGGACCAUUAUAAAAGUGGAAAUGUUAUUGACCAAAUGUCCAAUCACAAUAUACAUCAGGUUAUUCCUAUUGUGGAGGAGACAUACAAUGGAAGUAAAUGUGUCCAGUCUUUUCAGCAGUCUUCAAAUUACGUUGAACAGGAGAAUAUUCAUACUGGGGAGGAGGCUUACAAAUGGAAUCCGUGUGGGAGAGUCUUCAGUCAAAUAUUCAGUCUAAAUAUAAUGGAAAAAAUCCAUAGUGGAAAAAAACCUUAUCAAUGUAAAGAUUCUGGUAAAACAUCUAAUUGGCCUUCAAGUUGUAUUCUAAAUCAGAAAAUUCACACUGCAGAGAAGACUUACAAAUAUAAAUGUUCAGAGUGUGGCAAAGUCUUUAGCCGGCCUUCAACCCUUAGUAUUCAUCUGAGAAUUCACACUGGAGAGAAACCUUAUAAAUAUAGAGAAUGUGGCAAAUCCUUUAACAGCCAUGCAGUUCUUAGUAAUCAUCACAGUGUUCAUCCUGAAGAUAAGCCUUAUAAAUGUAGAGAAUGUGGUAAAGCAUUCCUCCACAUCUCAAACAUGAUUCGACAUCAGAAAGUUCAUACAGGAGAGAAACCUUACAAAUGUAGAGAAUGUGGCAAAGCCUUUAGUCAGUCCUUCACCCUUAAUCGUCAUCAGAGUGUUCAUACUGGAGAGAAGCCUUAUAAAUGUACAGAAUGUGGCAAAGCGUUCAGUGAGUCUGCAACCCUUAAUCGACAUCAGAGAGUUCAUACUGGAGAGAAGCUGUAUAAAUGUGGAGAAUGUGACCAAGCCUUUAGCUGGUCCUCAACCCUUAGUAGUCAUCAGAAAAUUCACACUGGAGAGAAACCUUAUAAAUGUAGAGAAUGUGGCAAAGCCUUUAGUCAGUCCUCCUCCCUUAAUCGUCAUCAGAGUGUUCAUACUGGAGAGAAGCCUUAUAAAUGUACAGAAUGUGGCAAAGCGUUCAGUGAGUCUGCAACCCUUAAUCGACAUCAGAGAGUUCAUACUGGAGAGAAGCUGUAUAAAUGUGGAGAAUGUGACCAAGCCUUUAGGUGGCCCUCAACCCUUAGUAGUCAUCAGAAAAUUCACACUGGAGAGAAACCUUAUAAAUAUAGAGAAUAUGGCAAAUCCUUUACCAGCCAUGCAGGUGUUACUAAUCAUCAAGGUGUUCAUACUGAAGAUAAACCUUAUAAAUGUAGAGAAUGUGGUAAAGCAUUCUUCCAUGCCUCAAACAUGAUUCGACAUCAGAAAGUUCAUACUGGAGAGAAACCUUACAAAUGUAGAGAAUGUGGCAAAGCCUUUGGCGAUUCAUCUUCCCUUAUUAGACAUCAUAGGGUUCAUACUGGAGAGAAGCUUUAUAAAUGUAAAGAAUGUGGCAAAGCCUUUAGGCAGUCUUCAUCCCUUAGUUAUCAUCACAGAGUUCAUACUGGAGAGAGGCCUUACAAAUGUAGAGAAUGUGGCAAAGCCUUCUGGCAAUCCCAAACCCUUACUGAUCAUCAGAAAACUCAUACUGGAGAGAAGCAUCAUGAAUGUAGAGAAUGUGGCAAAGUCUUUAGCCGGGCCUCAAUUCUUACUGCACAUCAGAGAAUUCAUACUGGUGAGAAGCCUUAUAAAUGUAGAGAAUGUGGCAAAGCCUUUAGCUGGUCCUCAAACCUUACCACGCAUCAGAGAGUUCACACUGGAGAGAAGCCGUAUAAAUGUAGAGAAUGUGGCAAAGCUUACAGGCAUUCCUCAGCCCUUAUUUACCAUCAGAGGGUUCAUACUGGAGAGAAGCCUUACAUGUGUGGAAAAUGUGGCAAAUCCUUUGGCAACGGCUCAAACCUCUCAGCACAUCAGAGAGUCCAUACUGGAGAGAAGUAUUACAGAUGUGAGGAGAGUUCUAAAUCCUUUACCAACAGUGAGAACUUACUGAACAUCACAGAAUUUUAAAUGGGAAGAAGCCUUCUGAAUGUGAAAAAUGUAGUUACUGUACAUG